GGGUGCUAGUAGGGGAGGAGGAGGAGGAGGAGGUGGUGUUCGCUGGCAAGUUGGGAAUUUCUUGGCAUAAUUGCAAUUUUUUACAAGUCUCGAAAAAAGCCUUGGGAGGUCUGAGAGGGGGGGAAGGCCAAAGAAGUCGUCGGUGAAUCAGUGGGUGCUACAAUGACCACCUCGUCUGAGGAUGUCUUACUGGCUAUAAAGAGAGUGCGUCAGAAGAAGCAGGAUGGUAUACUCUUUUUGAUGGCAGAAAGAAUAGCUUGGACUCCUGAAGGCAAAGAUCGUUUCACUGUCAGCCACUUGUAUGCAGAUAUCCGUUGUCAGAAAAUAAGUCCUGAUGGUAAAGCUAAGAUUCAGCUGCAAUUAGUUCUGCAUACAGGGGAAACAACAAACUUCCAUUUCACGAAUGAGAGUAGCGCUUUGAAGGACCGUGAUGCUGUCAAAGAUCUCCUCCAGCAGCUAUUACCCAAAUUUAAAAGAAAAACUAACAAGGAGCUGGAGGAAAAAAAUAGAAUGCUCCAAGAAGACCCCUUGUUAUUCCAGUUAUAUAAAGACCUGGUAGUUAGUCAAGUGAUCAGUGCUGAGGAGUUCUGGGCCAACCGCCUUAGUUUAAAUUCAGUGGAUUCUUCUCUGCCCAAUCACAAGCAGGAAGUUGGAAUUUCUGCAGCUUUUCUGGCUGAUGUUCGGCCACAGACAGAUGGUUGCAAUGGCCUAAGAUACAAUCUGACCUCUGACAUAAUAGAGUCUAUAUUUAGGACCUACCCAGCAGUUAAACAGAAAUAUGCAGAGAAUGUUCCUCACAACAUGACAGAAAAAGAGUUCUGGACCAGGUUCUUUCAGUCCCAUUAUUUUCACAGAGACCGAAUCAGCAUGGGUGCUCAGGAUCUGUUUUCAGAGUGUGCCAAGUUGGAUGAUAAAGGACUGAAGACUAUGGUUGGACAGGGAGUUAAAAAUCCAUUAAUUGACCUAACUUCUCUGGAUGACCAAACACUGGAUGAGGGUUAUGGUGUUUCUUCUGCGCCAUCAUCAUCAGGUUGUACUAAGUCAGUUAAGGAGACAAGCAACACAGCUAUUAUUAAAAGAUUCAACCUGCACAGUGCCAUGGUGUUGGCAGCAGGCCUGCGCAAACAUGAGCCUCAAAAUGAACAGAACAGUGAGACUAGUAGCACAGAUGGUAACUCCAGGGAUUCUGACUUCUUCCAGCCUCCACUGAAAAAGGUCAAGCUGCAAGAAGCUAUUGAAUACCAGGACCUAAAGCAGGAAAAUGGGAAGAAGACCAUUGCCCUGACUUUGAAGAAAUCUGAAAGGUAUUCACAUGGUCCUGUUCCAGUACAAUCUCAGACAUAUACAACUAGCCAGGAUAUUAUUAAUUCUGUCAACUAUAUUAAACAUGAAAUGGACAAUUACACCCCACAUCUUAAUCACGUACUUUCUAGUAGUGCUGCUAGCUCAGCUAUCACUGCCUUGUCCCCAGGAGGGUUGCUUAUGCAGGGAGGAGCACAUCAAGCCAUAAAUCAAAUGGUGCCAAAUGACGUACAGUCAGAGCUUAAACACCUUUAUGUUGCUGCAGGAGAACUGCUCAGGCAUUUCUGGUCUUGUUUUCCGGUAAACUCUCCAUUUCUGGAGGAGAAGGUUGUAAAAAUGAAAAGUAACCUGGAAAGGUUUCAUAUUAGCAAGCUUCGUCCAUUCCAAGAGAAAGUCCAGAGGCAGUACUUGAGCACAAAUCUAACAGGUCACUUAGAAGAAAUGCUACAAGCUUCAUACGGCAAGUUCAGCAUGUGGCAAUCAAAGAGAAUGGUCAGAAAAACAUGAUGUGAACUUCUAAUUAAAACUGUUGCCUGUGGGAUUUUUGACAAAAAAAAGGAAGAGCAAGGAGGAAUUCACAAUAUUAGUGAAACGCUGUGAAAUGGCCUGUUGAAUUUCUUAUAUAUAUUUUUAUAUAAGUGAAAUUCUGCCCAAAUUCUAGUGGGAGAUGGACAGUGUUUGUUACUAUUUUUUUUCUCAUUCUCCUCAGAAGGGUUUGCACAAUGCAGUAGAAAAUGAUCUUGGAGAGCGAGUAACUUAAACUCUGAGAGGAUGUGGAAACUCACUCAUUCACAUGUAUCUAUAACGACCAAACUGUGAGAACUCGGAAUGGCAAUUAUUCAGUAUUUUUUUGUUCUUUUAAAUCGCAGGGACUCAGGAACUGCAAAGUGUUUCAUACUAAUAGUGCUGCUUUAUUAGAGAAAAAAAAAGAAAUAAAAUGUACAGUAAUUGACUACAGGGUUUCCUAUUUAAAAGAAUCUCAUUCAUCAUCGGUGUCUAGUUUUAUGGGUUUGUUAUGGGAUAAAAAAAAAAAAAUCACAGUAAAAAGGAUUAUUGCAGUAUAUGGUGAUAGUCCACCUAUUUUGAGAAGAUGCUGUUCAGUAAAGGUGCUUUAUUAGCUCCAAGGCACUUGUUUUUGUAGGUCCAAAAUAUGGUUGGUUGUUGCCCACAUCUUAGUGUACACAGAGGCCUUGAACAAUCUUGGCAGUUUUAGGUGUUUGAGUUUUGGCAAAUUUCAAAAUGUAAUUGGCCUGUACUUAUAGAAAGUCUACAAUUUGGUAACAAGAGUAUGUAUGAAGGAAUAUUUUUAAGCCUGUAACACCGCUAUGGAAAAUACCUUUUUUGAUUCCGUAAGGUCACAGUUCACACAUUACAUGAAAAAAACAUAAUCACAGAUUAGUAUUUUUUAUUUCAUUGAUUAGCUAUAUUAUGUCUAUGUUCUUGGUUUUCAGAGAAUUUGAAUGAUCAAGUUUGAAAAUUUUGGACAAUAGGGCCUAAAUGAUGCUAACCUUACUGGGCAGAAGAUGCAGUUGUAUUUGUGUCCCAGUAAUUCUUUAAUAGUUCAGAAGAGUUUCUGUUUAAUAGACAGUUUAUUUUUUAAAGUUCUUAGAAAACCAAACCAGUUUUGAGUAUUUACCAUCAUAUUAUCCUGGAGCAGAAACAGGUAAAAAAAAAAGUACUGUACGAUAAAGCUCCAGAGUCCAUUUAAAGGUAUGAAAUAACCUAAAGUAAAUAACUUUGUGAAAGAAAACUAGGAAAUUUAAGACUGUGGCUGGCCAAUGUUUUUAAGGAAGAUUAAGACAUAAAAAUGAUGAAUGAUAGAAGAAAGUCACUAUCUGAAUAUUUCAUAUAUGACAGGCACCUUAUUCUUCCUUUUCCAGACAAGAGAGUUUGUGUACAUUACGGAAGUGCAAAUCCACACAAUUCAUUCAGUGGGUUUUAACUCCUUGUUCUGAGAUGUGUUGUUUUUCCUCAUAACUUUUCAACAUUACAGUAUUUUCUGAUUUCCUCUAAAUGAAAGAGUGAGGGCUGGUUCCUAAAUUUUGAAAGGCUCUAGAAUUUCAGAUAAGGGCUGGUAUUUAUGUGAACAUCUUGAAAAGUCAAUUUAUUUCUCACUACUAGACAAAUCUAAAAAACUUUAAUUUCCAAAGAUUGUGUUGGACCUUAGGUAUUGUGGCAACAAUCUUUCACAGAGAUACAUUUAUGUACCCCUUUAUAGGGAGCCAACCAAAAUGUUCUUCGAGUUAUAUAAGUAAGCAUACUGGGUGUGGGUGCAAUUCAUUGCAAUGCACAACAGACAAAGGUUUUGACUAAAAAACCCUGGUUGAGAAUAAUCCAAUCAUCCCAUUUCCUCGUAUGGGAUGUGGCUACUACAAGAAGAUAGCUUUUACUGAAUAUAGAAUUUCUUCACCAUAUUUUAACUGUAGUUUUUAUUAUGUUCCAGUCAACAAUCAUUCAUUUAUCAUAUCAUUUUUAAAACGUUUUUCUGCCAGGUUUUUGGUGUGAGCCUGAGCUCAAACAGGUACUAUGCUGUUUCUUGACAGCAUUGGUUUAUUUUACUCUAGUCUGCCUUUUUGCUCAUUUUUCUACAAAAAGAGAUCCAGGUGUUUUUUAUUUUUGCUUUUCACUGUCAAAAGUCACUUAAGAGAACUACCUAGCUGGUAUUUUUAUUUGAUCACUUCAGUGGACGGCAGAAUUACCGUUAAUCACAUUAAUCAUGUUGGUGAUCUUUUUGUUUCUUUAUUUGAAUAAUCCAAGCAAUAAAUAUGCCGGCCUCUGAAAGAUAAGGAGCUAGAUUUUUUUUUUUUUACCUUGCUGCUGUUAUCUUGAAUUUUUUGUGUUCUUUCUGUCCCACUUGGCAUAAUUACUGUAUGAUUUUUCUUCACUGACUCCUGCACAUGGAUAGACAUAAGGGUCCAUUAUAUUAUAAAAGAGUUGCAUUGUCCAUUACAUUCUUUGCCUGCCUGAAGUCAUGAAGCUCCAUGUAAAAGACUGAUGAAGGCCCCCUUCGUUUUAGCAGGCUGGCCUGUUCACCUCUUGUAACAAUGAAGCAGUAGUCAGAGGAUAAAAUUAUAUAAUUCUAAGGUUUUAUGGUGUUUUCUAAACAUAUACUGUAUAUCAUAGUCUACAUAGAAUAAAGGACAGUAAUUCUUUGAACAAUUGUCAGGCUAAUGCAUAACAGUGUUGUUAACACUGGUAGCUAAAUGCCACAUUACAGUAUUAAAAGUGUUAAAAAAAGUCUCUUACUGUCCAAAUUUUGUUCUUUUCCCUUAUUGUAAAACUAUUACAUUCACUUUACUUAGUUUACAAAUAUGCAAGCUUUUUCUUCCUCCAGAUUGGAAGUUUUGCAGCAGUUAGUAUAUUUCAAAAAGAAAUUAAAUGCAUAAAGGUUUUACUUGUGUACUAGUAUGGACAGAUGCAAGACCAUCUUCUGAAAUCAAGCUGCUUUCAUCCUGUUCCUAAACUCUCCAUUCAGACUUUAAACCAUCUCUCAGUGUUGUAUUUUGUUAAACAAAAACUUCACUUAAUUGAUCAAUUCUCAUGCAGUUUUAUAAUUAAAAAUUGUGUUGCAAUAAACAAAUUGGAGAAGUGCAUUCAGUAUGACUUUUCUGGUAAAAUUAAAAUUAGAGUAAAUGCACAUUAUAUGCACUUAUUACAGUUUUAUAUUGUGUUCUAUUAAUUUCCGUUCUUGAUGCCUAAUGGUCGUGUGCUCAUUACAGAUAUUAUUUUAGAAGUAUAGUUUUGUCACUGUCUGGGUGAGUAUCAAUCCCCAUUCUUCUCUCAUGCUUCUCAGUUAGUGACAAGCAGGGACCGUUAUUUUUAAUGGAUAUAGCAAACGCACAUUUCAAAAGGUAAAUUAGACUUCUGCUGCUUAUCUACUUGAAAAAAUCACUUGAUUAGUCAGAAAAAAAACAUUAAAAUUGUAUGGAUUCUUUAGACUAUUACUUUACUUACUACAUAUUACACUUUCAAUUAAAAUGAGAGCCAGAAACUGCAGUUAAUCAGCAGCAGCACUGGGAAUGGACUUCAGUUACAAAAUUGGUGUGCACAUCUCUGUACGGGAUCUUUUCAUAUUUACUGUAUGAGUUAGCAAAAAACAUAUACCCCUUUCCAGAAUUUUCAUUUUUGUUAAAUCAUGAUCAGAUAAUGCUGAGUGUUUGCACUGAUUUUUUUUUUAUAUCUAUGUAUAUUAUAAAUGAUAGGUAUGUGGGAGUGAGAUAUUUGUUAACAGGCUUGCACUGUGUUUUUGUAAUUUUGACUUGUUUUUUCAGUCUACUUUAUACAGCAUGUUUCCCAUUGCAAGAGAUAAAUGAGAAAGUGUAAAUUGAACUUUUUCCUGCUUUUUCCUUUUCUCUUUGACAGGGGCAGAUACUGUAUGUUUUUGAGGAUUGUUUAGAUGUUGUUUGGGGAACAAUAAUACAUUUUUAAAGAAAAAUAAAUUUAUAAGAAAGAUAAAAUUGAAAUAAAGUCUAGUUAAAUUGUCUCAAAACA
Messenger RNA from Erpetoichthys calabaricus (reedfish), 5793 nucleotides. It is a transcript of the gene gtf2h1, whose product is annotated as general transcription factor IIH, polypeptide 1. Gene Ontology annotation, cellular component: transcription factor TFIIH holo complex; transcription factor TFIIH core complex. Gene Ontology annotation, biological process: transcription by RNA polymerase II; transcription by RNA polymerase I; nucleotide-excision repair. NCBI's taxonomy places the organism in Eukaryota, Metazoa, Chordata, Cladistia, Polypteriformes, Polypteridae. The record is from RefSeq and is a predicted model, not a curated record. The coding region runs from base 163 to 1809 and encodes 548 amino acids. The transcript is spliced from 15 exons.